Tympanuchus pallidicinctus (lesser prairie-chicken) is the source of this 6196-nucleotide messenger RNA. It is a transcript of the gene PRDM5, whose product is annotated as PR/SET domain 5. Gene Ontology annotation, biological process: regulation of transcription by RNA polymerase II. Bases 2234 to 4006 code for a protein of 590 amino acids. The transcript is spliced from 16 exons. The record is from RefSeq and is a predicted model, not a curated record. NCBI's taxonomy places the organism in Eukaryota, Metazoa, Chordata, Aves, Galliformes, Phasianidae. Gene Ontology annotation, cellular component: nucleus. Gene Ontology annotation, molecular function: DNA-binding transcription activator activity, RNA polymerase II-specific; protein binding; RNA polymerase II cis-regulatory region sequence-specific DNA binding.
AGGCUGGGUGUUUGUGGGUUUUUUAAGCACAAGGUUUGAGAAGUGAUAAAACUGAAACACGAGCUUGGAAGUAGAGGGUUAAGCGGAGUUUGGUGUGUAUGUCUCACUGAGAACAAAUGCUGGGCUGCGGUCUGCAGCUGAGGAACGUGCGGGAAGCAGUGCAUGGUGGCCCACACUGAUGGCAACUCCUCGUAAAUGCAUAUCAGAUUACUGUGACUUCAGAGUUAUUUGAGAACUUAAGACACAUUUAAGAACUAAAGACACAUUUCAAUAAAGCAAAUUGCUUACACUUGAUUGUGCUGAGUAGAACUCUUGAGGCUGAAGGCUGGUCUACACUAUAAAAAGCCCUUACUAUAGGUUAAAGGACCAGCACUGUCAAAUAUGGUGGCGCUAUUGGUCUUUGACAGAGCCCUAGGCACAGUUAUUUCCCACCUGCUAUUGCAUCCUGCAUGUAGCAGCAUUACAGACAUCGGCUUCUCUGUUUUCCACAAGUGGUACUCAUUUUUAUCUUAUCUUGUAAAAAAAAAUACUGCUACUAAUAAAAUCAGCAACAGACUUUGUACUAGUGAGUGCAGCAUUUAGUUCCAAAUCCAGACUGUCACACAGUGAUGCUAAUCUGGUCAACAGUCCUGCUCAGUUUUAAAGCCACUUUCAACAAGCACUUCAGGUUACAGAGUUACUCCAGGGGAACUUCCUUUUACUUCUCAGAUAACAGAAUUCAAACCCCCCAGUUUAGAUACAGGUGCGUAUUUCAUUGUCCUGCUUGUCCAGUUCCAGUAAUGUUAUGGUUGAAAAGUGUGAUGUCUGCUUGCUGUGUUUUUGUCUGCUUUAGAAGUGCAAGCCUAUUUCCCAGAGAAAUAAACUCAAUCUUGUCAGUGAAUGAAAUUAGUAAACAAAUAAACUAUGCUGCUGAUGGGUUUUGGUCCGGAGGACUAUUCUCAAAGCAGUUUGGUAUAUUCCCUGGUGCUUGCAUUGACUUUAUUAGUAGCUACUUGGUGCAGUUUGUGUCAGCUGGUUCCCUGUCUAUAAUGCAAUGCUCUGUGUCUGCAGAGGGACCUGCUGUGGCUGGAAGUUAGCAGAGGGUUCUUCAAAGCAUAUCACAUUUCAGGGCUCAGGCUUUAAAAUAUGGUGCUCUCUAGAGAGUACAAGGACAAUGUGGAUUGACAGCAUUUGAUAAAUGUGUACAGUAAAUUAAAGUUGUUUCUUUGUCCAAGAAUUUAUUUUAAUAUUUGGGAAAGGGAGGGUGUUUGGCUUCUUUUUUUUCCCUCCCAGUUGUAAUCUGCAUUCUUCUUAACCACAAACUAAUUGCUUACAAUGGAAUAAGGCAAACCAUUUAACUCUAUUUUGAUUCAUUUCCCUUUUGCAAUUUCACUGUAUGAGCAUUCUUGCAGGUCCAAGCUAAAAAGUACAGAUAAAGUCUCAGCAUAUACAAAGAAAAUAUUUGGUAAGAUUCUGGAUGCCAGAGUGCACAUAAAGUUCUUGCCCUGGUGCAGAAAGUUAGGAAGGAGUAUUUAGAGAUAUUAACAUUUUUCUUAUGUCCUCUUUCAUUUCACAAUGUUUACUAUUAAUAAAAAGGCCUCCUAGCAUUUCAGUGAUUGUAGGAAUGUAGGAAUGUAGUGAAUGAGGAAUGUGAAAGUUUUUUCUUGCUUGUUAUACACCUUUUAUUUUUCUUACUCUUAACUUCUUGCCCCUUGUUUUCACUCAAACACUCCUGGUUAGAAAGCACAACAGAAUAGGCUGUACAGUUUUGGCUAGCGAACCAACUGACCAAUUUAACUUCCUCUUCUGGGAAACAAGUAAUGAUAUUGCUAAAAUACACAGGGCUAUGGCAUGUCAACACAGUCACUGAUGAGGCUAUGGAAGCCUGAGAAAUACCCAUAAGAACUCUUUUCUCUGCCAGCCUUCCCUCUUGCAUAGUUGUUUUAUAGCAGUAUGGGUACAAAAUGAAACUACACUGAAGAAGAUGAAUUUUUUUCCAUCUGCUUUUACCUCACUGAAUUUCACUGAUUUGAGCAUCUGCAUCAAGUGCAAGCCCAUAGGGAUAAGUCAGUGUCUUCCUCAGGUGUGCAGCUCCAUCUCAGCUCUGAGAGCAUGCAGCUGAGCUCCAUUACCAGCCCACUGCUGCAGCCAAGUGACCUUGCUUCCUUUAACAAGCCUCCUAAUAUGAGCUGUAAAGGGCACCACUCCUGCCUUGGAGGGUGAAAAAUUUGGCCCCUUUGCAGGGGAGAAGCGAAUGCCUCAGGAACUGGAUGAGAACACAGACUGCAGGCUCAUGUGGGAGGUUCGUGGCAGUAAAGGUGAAGUCCUUUAUAUCCUGGAUGCAAGCAAUCCACGCCAUUCUAACUGGCUGCGUUUUGUCCAUGAAGCUCCAUCACAGGAACAAAAGAAUCUGGCUGCAAUCCAGGAAGGAGAAAAUAUUUUCUAUCUUGCUGUGGACGAUAUUGAAACAGACACAGAACUUCUGAUUGGUUACUUGGACAGUGACAUGGAAGAAGAGGAGGAGGAUGAGGAGGAAGUAACUGUUAUUCAGGAAGAUGAAGACAGUGGCAACAAUAAAGAAGUGCAACCAGCCAGUGAAAAGAUUGCAGAUUCCCUCACUUGUAAAGAGGACCAUGCAUGCCCAAACUGUGAGUCCAGUUUUGCAAGCCAGGAGAUUCUAGCUGAACAUCUUCAGACAUUGCACCAAAAACCCAGUGAGGAAAAGGAAUUUAAGUGCCGAAACUGUGGAAAGAAGUUUCCUGUUAAACAAGCUCUACAAAGACAUGUACUUCAGUGCACAGAGAAUAUCAACCCAGGAGACUCUUCAAGAAGUUUUCAGUGUUCUGUUUGCAAUACUUCCUUCAGCUCAGAAUCGAGUUAUGAACAGCACAAGGAGGCAUGCAGAGGGGAUGCCAGAUUCAUAUGCAAGGCAGAUAGCUGCGGGAAGAGGUUCAAGAGUAAGGAUGCCCUGAAAAAACAUAAAGAAAAUGUUCAUAGUGGAAAUUCUAGGAAAAAGCUGACGUGUUCAGUGUGCAAUAAGAAAUGUUCCUCAACAACAAAUCUCCAAGAGCAUCGAAAGGUUCAUGAGACCUUUGAGUGUCAGGAAUGUGACAAGAGAUUUAUUUCAGCUAACCAGCUAAAACGCCAUAUGAUAACUCAUUCAGAAAAACGCCCCUACACCUGCGAGGUUUGCAAUAAGUCCUUCAAACGACUUGAUCAAGUGACUGCACACAAAAUAAUACACAGUGAAGAUAAACCUUAUAAAUGCAAGCUUUGUGGAAAGGGAUUUGCCCACAGAAAUGUUUACAAGAAUCACAAGAAGACCCAUUCUGAAGAGAGACCAUUCCAGUGUGAGGAAUGCAAAGCUUUGUUCCGAACUCCAUUCUCUCUACAAAGACAUCUACUAAUUCAUAACAGUGAGAGGACCUUCAAGUGUGAUCACUGUGAUGCUACUUUCAAAAGAAAGGACACCUUAAAUGUUCAUAUUCAAGUUGUACAUGAUGGACAUAAGAAAUACAAGUGCGAUCUCUGUGACAAAGCUUUUGUGACACCUUCAGUCCUGAAAAGUCAUAAAAAAACUCACACAGGCGAAAAAGAAAAAAUUUGCCCAUAUUGUGGACAGAAAUUUGCAAGCAAUGGAACACUGAGAGUUCAUAUUCGAAGCCAUACAGGCGAGCGUCCUUACCAGUGUCCUUACUGUGACAAAGCUUUCAGCAAGAAUGAUGGACUGAAGAUGCAUAUUCGCACCCACACAAGGGAAAAGCCAUACCAAUGUUCUGAAUGUAACAAGGCUUUCAGUCAAAAACGAGGCCUAGAUGAGCACAUGAGAACCCACACCGGAGAGAAGCCGUUUCAGUGUGAUGUUUGUGAUUUGUCCUUCAGCCUGAAGAAAAUGCUGAUUCGACAUAAGCUGACUCACAACCCCAAUCGACCAAUGGCAGAAUGCCAGCUUUGCCACAAGAAGUUUACAAGAAAUGACUACCUCAAAGUGCACAUGGAAAAUGUCCAUGGUGAAACUGACAGCUAAUUAUGAUGUGUGAGAAGAAUGGAUCUCAUGUUCCAAAGUGUUCCACUUGUAUGUGUACAUACUCCAGACUUCUCACCUGACUAGUAGGCAUAGUCAGGAGAAACAACUGUGUUCGCAUGUUAUUUUUCUCACCUUUUUAUAUGGUAGCAGGACAGAAAAAAAGGCAAUCACUUGAAGGAAAAUAAGAAGUUGAAAAUAAGAAGUUGAAGAGACAAUUUAAAAGAAACAAACUAAAAAAUCCAACCAGCUCUAAAUAAAUUUUGCUUUCUCAACUCCUGCCUUAGAAACCUAGAUAUUAGUGAUGCUGCCUGGAAAGCUUGGAUAUUUCAACCCCUGGCUGUCUGCAACUAUUUCUAUAUCUAAGCUUCACACACCAUUACAAAUCUUAAAGUGGAAGCCAGACAGAAUUUGUCUAUGUGAUUGAUUGCUGAUUCUAUUCAGGCAUAUUUUAUUCAAUUCUUAUAAUGCCGCAUUUUAUUGUGACAUGACUUUAUCUCACUUUAUUUACAGCUUUCUUAUUACUAGAUGGUACUGAUUAACUUGAAUUGAUUCUUGAGAUGUCAGGAUGUAUGGACAUAGAAACUGUGGAAAUCUGUCAACUUAGGUUCUAGACAAUGACAGAAAUGCUUGUCGUUGCGUGUAACAUGACAGAAGUAAAAAAAAUAAAUAAACAAUUUAGUUCAACUAUUAUAUUCAUACUCAUCACUGCAACUGGCAAGGUAAGUGGAAAGACUUCCUGAGUGAGUGGCUUGAGCAGCUCCAGCUGUCUGGUUAAUAUGUAUUUGAUUUUCUGGUGAACAGCUGUUUCCCAGUGUUUCCUACUGCUAAAUCAGAUGCCCUUGUUUUCUUCAUCCCAUUUAGCUACCUUUGUUUUGUUAAUCUUGUUAAUGAGCCAUGGGAGAAAUAAACCUAGGUAACAAAAUGAAAUUCUCCCAAAUAUCACAUUGAGUUGUUUACUGGAGUAAAACUCUGGAAAAGAAUUGCUGCAGGUCUUCUUUAUAUCACAUUUAGAUAACUAAGAAAUUGUUAUCUACAAGAGUAGAAAAAAUGUAACUUCAGAGAGUGAUUGGAUUUGAAAAUCCUGAGAUAUCAGCAGUUAAUAUUAAGACUGUCACUGGCCAAUUUUUCGUAUUUAUUUUAGACAAUGUUUUAUAAAAUGAACUAGUGUUGAAACACCUUGGUUCUAGUUUUUAUGGGAAGAGAGUUCAGGUUUUCUGAACUGCAGUGGGAACAACUGAAUGAACAGCAUGAUUUUUUUUUUUUUUUAAUCUCUCUUCUCAGAUCUGUCUUUUGUGAUAGAUUUUUCAACCACCACAGCACCAGCACAGAAAUAGCAAUAGAUCUUUCCUGAGCUACAUGCGACCAGUUUGGCUUUAAUGAGUUACCUGCAAGGUUUCUGCUGGCAAUGGUGUGAUCUUUAGCUGAAUCUGCAAAUUUGAAAUUAGAACCAUGUCCCCUAGAUAUUUAAAAGGAAUAAGACAUAGUUAGGCAAUAGGCGUAGUCUGCCAGACUGUAUUGUAAGUGUGUAAAAUAAUCCAUGGCAUUUACCUACUGAGAUAAAUUCAUACGAAGAGAGUUCUGAAAGAGAAUUGCAUGUGAAGAACAGUUAAUAUUAUGUUGUUCCUUAACAUACCACUUCAGUGUGGAACAGGUUGCAUAGAUGUCAUGCUGGUGUGUGAGAGAAAGUUGUAACACUACAUGUGUGUGUUAUGUAAUCUUGUGUUAUGUUAUAAUCUCUACUGUGUAAAGUUAUAAAGUCUCUGUUCUUUUUAACUUCAAUUAAAUGUAGAAUUUUUUAUCCUGUGUUUUAGUAGUUUUUCAGAAUAUUAGUUCUGAAGACAAACUGCAUGGCUAAUACUUCACAAGUUAAAAUUAUUCAGUAACACUUCACUAUUUUGUUCCAUUCAACUUGUGUAUUUAAAAUGCAUAUACUUAAUUGAUUCUGAUUGUUUAGGAUUCCUGCAGACUUUAAAGAAGUGCGAUUAUAAAGAUUUACUACUUUGCAUCUCCGAUCUGUGUGUGAAAAUAUACAAAGUCCUCUUUCUUCCCUUUUUGGUACUUGUGAGUUAUAUGAAAAUUGGAGUCUUUGAUAGUUCUAUAUAAAUGCUUUUCCAUAUAAAUCAAAUAUGUUGUACACAUCUAAGAUUAAUACAAUAGAAGUAGUUAUUACCAGGUUGACUGAAAAAUACU